CGCAGCGCGGCCCAGCAGCGACCCGUCCAUGCAGGAGGCCGAGGAGAGCCCGGCGCCCGCCGAGGAGCCCGAGCAGCCGGGCGCGCCGCUCCCGCUGGAGCAGCAGCAGGAGGAGGAGGAGGAGGUCGAGGCUGAGGCUGAGGCGCCGCCCGGGUCCCCGGAGCACCCGCCCGCCGCCGAUGGGCUGCCCGGCCGCCUCAGCCCUGAGGAGGAGGAGGAGGAACAGCCGCCCGCGCCCGCCGAGGAGAAGACCGCAGCCGAGGAAACGCCCAAGGUAGAAUCCGAGGAGGAGGCCGAGGCGGAGGAGCCGGAGCCCAGCACUGAGGCCGAGGCCGAGCCGUCCCCGGAGCAGCAGGAGGAGAAGAAGGAGCAGGAGGAGGAGGAGGAAGAAGAGGAGGAGGAUGACAUCUCCUUCAGCGACCCCGAGGACUUCGUGGACGACAUCAGCGAGGAAGAAUUACUUGGUGAUGUGCUAAAAGACCGGCCACAGGAAGCAGAUGGAAUUGAUUCAGUAAUUGUAGUGGAUAACGUUCCUCAGGUUGGACCAGACAGACUUGAGAAGUUGAAGAAUGUCAUCCACAAAAUCUUUUCCAAGUUUGGGAAAAUUAUCAAUGAAUUCUAUCCAGAAGCAGAUGGGAAGACAAAAGGGUAUAUAUUCUUGGAGUACAUGUCCCCAGCUCAUGCUGUUGAUGCUGUAAAAAAUGCAGAUGGAUACAAGUUGGACAAACAGCAUACUUUCAGAGUCAAUCUUUUCACGGACUUUGACAAGUACAUGACUAUCAGUGAUGAAUGGGAAAUCCCUGAGAAACAGCCAUUUAAAGACUUGGGGAAUCUACGCUACUGGUUGGAAGACCCAGAUUGUAGGGAUCAGUACAGUGUGAUCUUUGAGUCAGGAGACCGCACCACCAUCUUCUGGAAUGAUGCAAAGGAACCUGUCCAAAUUGAAGAAAGAGCACGGUGGACAGAAACCUAUGUCCGCUGGUCCCCCAAGGGUACCUAUCUGGCUACAUUCCAUCAAAGAGGAAUUGCUUUAUGGGGAGGAGAAAAAUUCAAACAGAUCCAGAGGUUCAGCCACCAAGGUGUACAGCUCAUAGACUUCUCGCCUUGUGAAAGGUACAUGGUGUCCUUCAGCCCUCUAAUGGACACUCAGGAUGACCCUCAGGCUAUCAUCAUCUGGGAUAUCCUAACUGGUCAGAAGAAGCGAGGAUUCCAUUGUGAAAGUUCAGCCCAUUGGCCCAUCUUUAAGUGGAGUCAUGAUGGUAAAUUUUUUGCUCGAAUGACAUCAGAUACCCUCAGCAUCUAUGAAACACCUUCUAUGGGCCUACUGGACAAGAAAAGUUUGAAAAUCACUGGGAUAAAAGAUUUUUCAUGGUCUCCAGGAGGUAACAUAAUUGCAUUUUGGGUGCCUGAAGACAAAGACAUCCCAGCAAGGGUGACACUGAUGCAGCUCCCCUCCAGACAGGAAAUUCGUGUGCGGAACCUGUUCAAUGUGGUAGACUGCAAACUACACUGGCAAAAGAAUGGAGAUUACCUGUGUGUGAAGGUAGACAGGACUCCCAAAGGUACACAGGGUGUAGUGACCAAUUUUGAAAUCUUCCGAAUGAGAGAGAAGCAGGUCCCAGUGGAUGUGGUAGAAAUGAAAGAACCUAUCAUAGCCUUUGCCUGGGAACCAAAUGGUAGCAAGUUUGCUGUGUUGCAUGGAGAGACUCCUCGAAUUUCUGUCUCCUUUUACCAUGUCAAAAAUAAUGGGAAGAUAGAGUUCAUCAAAACGUUUGACAAGCAGCAGGCAAACACGAUAUUCUGGAGUCCCCAAGGGCAGUUUGUAGUGUUGGCUGGCCUCAGAAGCAUGAAUGGUGCCUUAGCGUUUGUUGAUACAUCUGAUUGCACCAUGAUGAACAUAGCUGAACACUAUACAGCCUCAGAUGUGGAAUGGGAUCCUACCGGCCGAUACCUUGUUACUUCUGUGUCUUGGUGGAGUCACAAGGUGGACAAUGCGUACUGGUUAUGGACCUUCCAGGGUCGUCUUCUCCAGAAGAACAAUAAAGACCGUUUUUGCCAGCUGCUUUGGAGACCCCGACCUCCUACUCUGCUCAGCCAGGAUCAGAUCAAGCAAAUUAAGAAGGACCUGAAGAGAUACUCCAAGAUCUUUGAACAGAAGGAUCGUCUGAGCCAAUCCAAAGCCUCAAAGGAGCUGGUGGAAAGGAGACACACAAUGAUGGAGGAGUUCAAGAAAUACCGCAAGAUGGCACAGGAACUUUACAUGGAACAGAGAAAUGAGCGUUUAGAGCUUCGAGGCGGGGUGGACACAGAUGAGCUGGAUAGCAAUGUAGAUGAUUGGGAGGAAGAGACAGUUGAAUUUUUUAUCAACGAAGAAAUUAUUACCGUUGCAGAACCGGAGUAGUCUAAUAAAACCGUGCACCACCAUAUCUUGUACUGAAAAGAGGUUUGUUCAUUUUCAGAAAGCCUACAUCAUCUUUGGAAUUUUUAGACCAUCUUCUCUCACUCUGGAUGGUGAAUGCGCCACCUUCUCUCCAUUCUGACACAUUGUAGUGCCUUUAAAACCCGCUGCCUGCAGGAGGGAUAUUUGCAAAGGCACUUCUUUUAAAUUUUUAUUCAUUUUUAGGGGUUUUCUUUUUAAAUCCACCACUACCAGUAUUUGCUAUCUGACUCUCGUGUGAUGCUUACCAGUUGGCAGUUUUUAAUUGCCCUCGGGUGAGUGUCAACAGUGCACCUUCUGGAGUCUGGCGCGCACACACAAUGCUUCUCUUUGCUGAGGACACUUUUUACGUCCCAUGUGCAUGGACAGGUGUUUGUUUUGUAUGGGAAAAGAUCUGCAGGGAAACCAUUUUUCACGUGAUGUAUUUUAGUGUGCUGAAGCGGCACUACAGUGGGCUGUACCCUCCUCCAUUCAGAUUGUGACAGGAUCUCUCAGUGGGUUGAACGUGAAAAUAAAAACAGACCUAUACUAAAAAAAACAGGCCGUCUUGUGUGUUGUCUGUAGGAAAACUUUAACUGACUAAAAUUGGAUAUAUUCUGAAUGGUAGGAGUUUCUCCAUUUAGAAUAGGCCACUGCUUUUCAUUAUUUUAUAUCCUGGUUUCAUUACAGCUGUUUUGAUCCUUUUCUUGCAGUUCAUCAGUUAACAGAACAAUCAUACACUUUUAAUAACUAUAGUGGAAUGAUUUGAAAAUGAAAGAAUGUUUCUUAGAGACCUACUUAAAGGCAUUGUUACUGGUGCAACAGAGGGAUUUUGGAAGCUUUUAAUAGGUUUUACUAGGAAGCUUUGGUUGAAAAAUCUAUUUGAAGGAACACUGUAUUCACACAAGGAGCUGUAAAGCUCCAGGCAUCAAAAUAGUGGAUAUACAAGGGAGCCAAUAUAAUGUGGAAGAAAGUUCAGAAUUCUUAAAGCUUCUGAAGCAAUACUUUUUGGGCAAACUUCCCUCAAGCAGGAAAAAGGCAAAUCUCCCAAGAAGCUGGUUAAUUUUUUUUUUCCAGCAGAAAAGCUUGUCAAAAUGAGCAUGUUUGGUACUGAAACUUCAGUGAAGUGGUUGCUUGUGGCAGGUUUUCUUUCACUUGUUUGAUGAAAGACUGUCCCAUACUUUGGCCUGAUUGCAACACCAAUUAAAUUGUUGUUUUGCACCCAGUAAGAUAAGUUUCUUGUCCAAUAUACCUUGACUCUUCCAUGAUUCAUACCCUUUCCUUGUACUUUUUUGCAAAGAUGAAUAAUAAAACAGCUAGACGGAGACCUUCAGUACAUGGCUGGACAAAUACCAUAUUCCAAAACCUGAUUUAAAUGUUGAACUGUAAUAACCCAAGUAUGAUCCUGAUCCUGAGUGCUUUCUUUUUGUUGAGUUAGAGAUUUUGUGCUUUGAACUAGAUGCUGUUAUCAAAUACUUCUAUUUCUAAGGAUCCAGUCAGUGGUUGAUACACUACAGAUACUUCAGAGGGCAACAUGCUUUCAUUAGGUGCUUUCCAGGAGCUCUCACUUUUUUUUUUCCCCCCCUCAAGUAUUUGGACUCCUCCCUCUAAGCUUUAUUUAAGGCUUCUGAUAGGCUAGCUCAUGUACGUCCAAUCACUAAAACUUGAGCAAUACAUAGUUAAAUAUUCGAGGAAGUUUUCAGCCCUUUGUUACACUGAAAUCCCCCUACCUAAUUAAAAAAAGAAAGAAAACAUUCUUGAAAACUUGAGGAUGCAAGGUGAUCAAAAUAACGAAACUCUUGCUGUUGUGUUUAGUUUCUAAUCAUGUGGAAACUGAAAAGUUAAAUCGAAUCUUGUGUCUAACAUACAGAACAGACACAAGAUGGAUGUUUGAUCUUAAAUUCUAUUUGAUGUCCUAAGCUAAGGAAUUCCACCUGUUGUAUUUAUUUUCUGCUUUAAAUUGGCUUUACUAUAUUUUACUCUGUCCUUUUUGGAGCAGAGCAGUAUCAUACACUUGAUACAGUACCCAGGGACUCGCUUCAUGUAGCUUGUGUGUUUGCUUCUUCAGGGUGAAAAAUGUUAACCCCACCCAUCAAUCGCUUCACAUCACUGGUGAGAGAAAUAUUUUUGAAAUACCUUGCCUCGGCCUAUAUUACUGAUGUUCCUAUGCUGUAAAAGGAACUUCGAAAGCCCUGUCAGAAUGCUUAUGACAAACAAUUGUGCCUUUUUUAUUCUUAAAUAUGGGCUACUUGCACUGUUCCUCAGUGUGGCUGUUAAAAGCUCUUUUUCUUUCUGUAGUACACCUCUCAAAAUGCGUCUUGCAAAUAGUAUAGCACAGGAAGUGCUUUACCUAAUGCUGAGACAUGGCUGUGUACCAGUGUGUACCUAACAUUACUUAACAGUUGAAUUCAGGGAAAUUCCAGACAUUUAUUACAGAACAUAGAGCUACUACUUCUGUUUUUAUGAAAGUGUCACUGCCUCUUUCUCUACAAACCAAAAAAAGAAAUCUUACCCAUAUUCCCAGGAAUCUUACCUUUUACUGACUGCCUAAUGGAAAAGGCGAGGUACUUGAGAUUAGUAUCAGGAGUUCAGUAUCUGAUAGAUGGCAAACAUCCUCCAUACCGCUUAAGAAUACUCCAUUGUAGGAUGUGUACUGGGGGGAAGGCUGGUUCUGUAAUGUUUUUGGUUUGCCCUCUUUGCAUCUUCCACUCCCUAGUAGCUGUCCUCUCCUUCAGCAUGUACAUCUCAACUCCCUUUGUGUUUCCUGAUGUCUGAAUGAUCUUAAUGAUGGAGGCAGUUAACUACUAAAGACUGGUUGGUUCUUGUCUACAUUACCAUUUUCAUUUAAUUUAAAUUUGUAAUGAUUUUUUUAAAGAAAUAAAAUAGCUUUCUCCUGAA
Messenger RNA from Alligator mississippiensis (American alligator), 5314 nucleotides. RefSeq names its product eukaryotic translation initiation factor 3 subunit B (gene EIF3B). Lineage: Eukaryota; Metazoa; Chordata; Crocodylia; Alligatoridae. Gene Ontology annotation, cellular component: eukaryotic translation initiation factor 3 complex. The transcript has 19 exons. Gene Ontology annotation, molecular function: translation initiation factor binding; RNA binding; translation initiation factor activity. The record is from RefSeq and is a predicted model, not a curated record. Gene Ontology annotation, biological process: translational initiation. Bases 29 to 2401 code for a protein of 790 amino acids.